GAACGAGCAGCACAAAGGAGAAGUGCAGAAAGUGCAGAAAGUGAAGUGAAAGGAUAACAGAGACAAUCAAUAAAUAAACUACAUAAAGGAGUAUCGAGAGAAGGGAAACACGCAUUGCCCCCCAGUGGAUUAUUAUUUAUAAUUGAAAACAGACAAAAGACACUCCUCCUCCACACACAAUGAGAAUGCGAGAGGGUCUGAUGGCAGUUCUGCUGCUGGCCACCGCCACACUGGCCGCCGAUUGGGGCAACGAGUGGGCGCCCAUGGAGUCUGCCAUGCCCAGCAGACGCUCCGUGGACACAAAAGACGCCGCUGGAGGGUCAGAGACGGAGGUGCAGGGCCGCUACCUGGUGCACGAGUCCAUCCAGAGCAACAGCACCUCGGAGAUCGACACGAUCAUCGAGCAGCUGCUCAACUCCCGCCGGGAGGGACGCAACCUGGGGGAGUACGACGCCGUCUAUGCCGAUGGCAACAUCGACCAGGCCCUGCAGCAGGGCAACGACAUGCAGGCGCGUAACCUCAUCCGCGACAAGCUCUGCGGACUGGGUCUAAUGAGCUGCGAGAUCGAGGAGAAGCGUCCAUUCUACUCCACCAUCUACGCCCAGGGUCCACCUCCGCCGUCUGGCUACAGCGGCGGUCCCUAUGGGCCAGCCAAGCCAAUGCCUCCUCCGGGAUACUUUGGUGGACGUCCGCCCAUGGGUCCUCCUCCCAGUUCCCUCAACUCCUUCGGACCACCGCGCAAGGUCGGCUACGAGGGACCCUACAAACCCAUGUCCGGACCCUACAGACCCAGCGGACCAGGCGGCCAGUUCGGAGGCCAAUACCUGGAGCAUCCUCCUCCGUCGGCCAUCGAUGGUUCUCUGGAUGGAAUCACCUACACGAAGCCCCCACCCGGAGCCCUGAUCUACGACAGCAAGCCACCAGGACCCAUCUAUCAAGGUGGUCCCAAUGGUGGCCCCGUCUACAAUGGUCCCUCCUCGAACCUCAACUCAAACUCGAACGGUCUGCCACCCUACAACUAUGAGAACCCCGAGGGUGGCAUCCAGGGCUCACCCUCCUCCCUGAACGGCUUCUACUCCUCGCAGCAGUCCUCCUCCUCCUCUUCGGCAGCCACUUCCUCCAGCACCAAGGUCGUCGUUGGGGCUCCCAUCGAUGCGGGUCUCCAGCAACACGUGCACCACCACUACCACCACGUCGAGGGCACGGAGGGAGUCAAGGUACCCAGCGUUCCCAUCCCCAUCAGCUCCGGCCAGACGAUCAACACGGACUUCAGUGCCCUGGCCCAGUCCUCGGCCACGUACACGCCCCAGGCCUCCUCCUCCGGCUCCUACUCCCAGUCGAAUGCCUUCAACGCUGGCUUCAAUGGCGCCUCCCAGGGCGGACUCCUGUCCCAGGGCGCGCAGAGCGGUUUCAGUGGACUCUCCCAGAAGCCAGGUCUCUCCGGUGACAUCUACAAACCCAACUCGGGAUUGAGCAGCUUCGGCGGCAACUCGGGAGGCUUCGGCCAGAACGGCUUUGGAUCGUCGCCCAGCUCCAGCUACCACAGCCAGAACCCCGACUACUACAAGAAGGAACUGCAGACAGGAGCCUCGAACAAUUACAAUGGCAUCUCCGGUGGAUACCAGGGACAGGGACAAGGACAGUACCAGGGACAAGGGCAGGGUGGCUAUGACACCUCCCGCCAGCAGAUCGUCGACUGCCAGUGCGUUCCGUUCAACCAGUGCCCCGCUGCCGAUCGCAUUGGCCGCAAAGAGGAUCUGAUUCUGCCCAUCGAUCCCCGCAAUCUGGGCAAGGACAUCGAGGCACUCAGCGAGGAUGCGCCCGCUGGCAAUGCCACCGCCAAGGCAGACACCAAGAAGGACGAGAAGCAGGACAAGGAUGAGAAGAAACGCACUCGCCGGCAGGCCAUCUCCGAUGACCAGAAGGACCAGGAUGACAACAGCGAUCUGUCGCUCGAUGCUCAAGGGCGCCAGGGGCUACCGCUCGGGCAAUCUCCCUUGGCCCUGCCCGCCCUGCAGGCCAUCGAGCUGAUCCAACGGAAAGUUCUGCCCACCUACGGCGUGUCCUUUGGCCUGCCCUACCCCAGUGGGGCAUACGGCGGCUAUCCGGUGAAUGUCCUGGGCGAUCAGUAUCCCGCGCAGAAUCCCAACUUUGGCUCCCUGGGCCCGAAUGGCCUCAAUCUGGGUCUGGUGAAUGUCAAUCCGCUGGUGUCCGUGCAGGUGGCCAAGACGGACUACGGGGAGAAGGUGGUGAAGCCGCUGGUCAACCUCCAUGUCACUCCCAAUGCGAAUCUCAUCCAGAAAGUGGGCGACUUCUUCAAGCGAAAGCCCAACGAGGUGCACAGCACACACUACCAUCACCACGAUCACUUCAGCGGCUACGAGCACCACGACUACGAUCACCAUGAGCACCACGAUCAUCACGAUUUCCACGAUUACGAUCAUCAUCACUAUGGGGGAUACAGUGGAUCGCCGGGGCCACACUUCAGUGUCGAAAUGGUGCCGAGUACUCCGAUCUUCGAGUACCACAGCGGCCCCUCAGCGCCCAGCUACCAGCACGAGUCUCCUCCAUCUGCCUACGAGAGCUCCUACAACUCUGUGUAUCCCGGCUCCAGCCCGGACUUUGGCUCGAGUGGCUUUGGCGGCUACGGGGAGUACUCCCAGCAUGUGGAGAGGAGUGUCAAUGUGAGCGCUGAGCCAUCAGCCACGAGACGGGGCAAACAACUGCACCUGGGACCCCUGUACAACAUUCCCACGCCUGCCCCAGGCGCGGCACUUGGCAGUGAUUAUGUCUCCUUUCCAAGGGACCGCAGGAGGAGGAGCGUUGAGCAGUCGAGGAAGCGUCGUAGUGUGUGGGAGAGUACAGCCGAGGAGGAGCGCGCUUACUAUGGCAAUCGUCCCGUGGAGAAGACUUGCCGCGCGAAUGAGGUGUGCUGCCGUCGUCCAGUGCGUCCCCAGGCACCGCCCCAGCAGCAGUUGGGUCGCUGUGGUGUGAGGAAUGCCGCUGGCAUCACGGGCCGCAUCAAGAACCCCGUCUACGUCGAUGGCGACAGCGAGUUCGGCGAGUAUCCCUGGCACGUGGCCAUCCUGAAGAAGGACCCCAAGGAGUCGAUCUACGCCUGCGGCGGCACCCUCAUCGAUGCCCAGCACAUCAUCUCCGCUGCUCAUUGCAUUAAAUCUCAAAAUGGCUUCGAUCUUCGUGUCCGCCUGGGCGAAUGGGAUGUCAAUCACGACGUGGAGUUCUUCCCCUACAUUGAGCGCGAUGUCGUCUCCGUGCACAUCCAUCCCGAGUACUAUGCCGGCACCCUGGACAACGAUCUGGCCAUCCUGAAGCUCGACCAGCCCGUGGACUUCACCAAGAACCCGCACAUCAGCCCCGCCUGCCUGCCCGACAAGUACUCCGACUUCACCGGCGCCCGCUGCUGGACCACUGGCUGGGGCAAGGACGCCUUCGGCGAGCACGGAAAGUACCAGAACAUCCUCAAGGAGGUCGACGUGCCCAUCCUCUCGCACCACCAGUGCGAGGCUCAGCUGAGGAACACCCGCCUGGGCUACAGCUACAAACUGAAUCCCGGAUUCGUGUGCGCCGGCGGCGAGGAGGGCAAGGAUGCCUGCAAGGGCGAUGGCGGCGGUCCCUUGGUCUGCGAGCGCAACGGAGUCUGGAAUGUCGUCGGUGUCGUCUCCUGGGGCAUUGGCUGCGGCCAGGUGAACGUUCCCGGGGUCUAUGUGAAGGUCUCUUCGUACCUUCCCUGGAUCCAGCAGAUCACCCAGAGCUACCAAUGAUUAGCGGCUGCUCCCGAGGAGGUUCCAUCGUUAACGGCCUACCAUGCGGCCACCACCAGCAUCGAAGAGCAUGCCAUAGAUGAUGCCUCCGAUGAGUUUGUUUUCCAUUUUUGAUCAGCCAUCCGUCCAGCCGUCCAGCCGUCCAUCAGCCACUUAUGCAACACUCUCCGUAGCCUACCAUUUGCCACCAUCUUUUGUGGCAUUUGUCAUCGUAUUUAUUUUGGGACACUCCUUUCUACUCUCAUCUAUUACGAGCUCGUUUUCUUUUGUUAUUUGUUGUGCGCGAGUCGAGAGUAGGCAUCAUCCGCCAUCAUCUACCGUCCGCCCACGGCUACCCGUAAUUGUUGCUCUUUUGGAGGCACUUUUGCCUCCUCUUUUGUUGAUAUUUUGUGCACUUUGUGUCCACGGAUCGCUGUGCAUUCGAGUUCCGAUUUUGUCUUGUAAAAUAGUUAUUGCUUGUAGUGAUUAAUUUAUUUUUAUAUUUGUAAUAAAUUAAUAAUUAUGUAUUUAAAUAAAA
Messenger RNA from Drosophila guanche, 4299 nucleotides. RefSeq lists its product as uncharacterized. Bases 180 to 3782 code for a protein of 1200 amino acids. Gene Ontology annotation, molecular function: serine-type endopeptidase activity. The record is from RefSeq and is a predicted model, not a curated record. Gene Ontology annotation, biological process: proteolysis. The transcript has 5 exons. Lineage: Eukaryota; Metazoa; Arthropoda; Insecta; Diptera; Drosophilidae.